Molecule: messenger RNA, 2226 nt
Organism: Actinia tenebrosa (Australian red waratah sea anemone)
Lineage: Eukaryota; Metazoa; Cnidaria; Anthozoa; Actiniaria; Actiniidae
Product: pikachurin
Molecular function (GO): calcium ion binding
Source: RefSeq, a predicted model, not a curated record
UUGUUUCCGUAGGUGGAUUUUUGACACGGGUCUUGCCCGUGUUGAGAUUGCGCUGGAACCCCCAUUCCCUAUACUACUUGGGUAAAUUGGACAUGCCGGAGUACGCUUAGUACAAUAUUGUUGCUUGGGCAGUGUCAAAAAUCCAUUUUGUAAUCCUUAUCAUGUGAUAAAGAACGAUAAAUGGUACACACUUCUCUUUAUAGAAUCAAGAGAAAAAAUCACCAAGAUACGUUCAUCAAAUCAAGAACCCGCAUUAACGAUGGAUUAUGGCACAAAGUUUUGAUUCGAAGGACUUUGUCAACAUUAUUUGUCCAAAUCGAUAGUGGUACUCCAAGAAAGAAGUUAGUUGAUAGAUUUUUCUUACGAUUCCACCCAGGGGAAAUGCUUCUCGGUGGAUUCCCAUCCCAGGCUGCACUGAUAAAAGGAAGUAAUUGGCCAACUUUUCAAGGCAGUAUCAGAGAACUCAUGAUUGGUGGAAAGAGGGUUGACAUCAAGAAUGAAGUCUCGAGUCAAAUAAAAGCACGGCUAUAUCGUACUUCCAGCAUUCAUUAAUGUUUAACAUAAAUGCUUUAACAAAAUUAACUAAUGUCAAAUAUAAGAAUAACAAUAUAUUACAUUUAAAAUAGUAUAUCAUUCAAGCAUUUAUUUAUAUUGCUUGACAAAAAUUAGAAAAUAUUAUUGAUUAUUAAAUUUUCUGAAUAUCAAUUUUUUUUAUUUUUGAUCAUCCAUGAUUUGUCGAUAUUCAUCUUGAUUCUUCAACAUUUGAUGGUAGACUUUAUACUUCUUGUCAUGAAAGCUAGAGGAGAAAGAGAACAACUACAAGUAUAUGUGUUGAUAUAGAUUUGUGCUUUGGGACACAUGGAUGCUGCAUCAUUUCUUACAACUAUAAGUGUAAACUAGGGAUGUGGGUCAGGGAUCAGGGGGCAACCAAAUACAAAACACCAGCCAAACCCUUAUGCUAAGGUGAAAUACACAAAGAUAAUUUAUAGAUGUUAAUAGAUCCAAAAGGCAGGUAAGUGAUAGAACAAAGACUCACCUUUUAAAUCUGUCAUCAGGGAGAUAUAUAUCACCUAUGGCAGUCAUUUUCUUCAUAGCCUCCUAUAAUAGAAAAAUAGAAAGAAAUCAGUAACUGUUGAUUUUUUGUUUGUUAUUGUUAAAAAGAGCACACCGCAUACAGACCUGGAUAGUUCCAUAAUGACCAGAUGCACAUGCACCAAGAAUUGCUGCUCCCAAAAGAAUGGACUCACUUUCUCGUGGUAGAACACAUGGCAUUCCUUUACGUGUUGAAUGAUAAAGAUUUGAAUCAGUUGGUUAAAGAAGAUACUCUCAUAAACACUCCUGCUGAUCAACAAUAAUAUUACCUGUUAUAUCUGCAUGUGUUUGUACAAAGAGUGAGUUUUUACUCAGUCCACCACAAAGGAAUAGUGUGUUAAUGUCAUGACCAGAUGCAUUCAUACUUUGAACAAUAUGACGUGUUCCAUGCUAAAUGAAAUAGAAUCAUACCUUAAUCAAGCAAGCAUCACUAUUUUACCUUCUACCUCAUUUAUAUUACAAAGACAAUUAUGGACAAUCGUGGAUUUACUCACAGCAAGAGCCUGCAUUGUUGCAACAUACAAGACAGCUAAGUUUUCAAUGUCACAAGUCAAUGAUAGCCCACAAAUCUGUUCAAAAGUAAUAUUAUGAGGAAAGAGGAAUGCAAAGUAACAGAAAGACAUGAUGUUUUAAACCUUUCCUCACCAUUCCCUUUAAGUUAGGAUCAGCAAUAGGCGACCUGUUGCCAUGGAAAUCAGGAAAAACAUGGAAGUGUUGUGCAAGAAAGGCAGGAUUCAUCAGCCCCUUCUGAUUACUAAGAUGGAUGACCACCCUAUUAAGCUCUUCAUAUGUUGAUGUACCCCUACAACAUAACACAUAGCUAGAAUCAACAUGGCUCCUUACAUGGAACUGCUCUUCAAUAUUUUAAUUAUUUUUAUUAUUAUUAUUAUCGUUAUUAUUAUGAUGAUAAAAUAAUUGACAUUUAUUCUUAUUAUUAGCUUUCCUUUCUUCAUUUCUUCAUGUUGGGAGUCUGACAUAAUUUUUGCUCAUUCCGUUGCUUGUAGACUUGCCAGUUGGGGUGAUGUCAGGCUCUCAGCAUGUGAUAAUUCUAUAUUUUACACAUAAACUGUAAGAGCAUUGAGAUGUCAAGUAAUGCUCGUUUGAGAAUAAAAUUUUUAUUAUUAUCUUUAUUUA